UUUAGUGAGCCGGCGGUGUACAGUCCAAACAUUAUCUUCUGUAGUUAGCGACAUAAAAACAUGUGGUUCCAACAAAGCGGUAAAGUAAAUUCUGUGCCAUCUGGACGACGCUUUUAAGAAGUAAUUAGCGGAGUAACUUACGGGCUCACUUCAGAAUCACCGACCUGAUGGUCAUCUGGUCAUUUUUUGUAUAAGAGUACUUAUAUUACAUAUCUAACAUUCUGGAUGUUGUACGAUAUAUAUAAUUAUGGCACACACUCACCGUCAGCCUCAAAUUAGCGCUCGCAUAUACUGGCUAAGGGAUCAGAGCUUGGACCAAGCGCCCAACGAAUCCAAGAAAUUUGACAAAACUCCUGAGGGCGAUGAAACCAUUACACCGGAAGAGCUUUUCCGCCGUACCGGCGUUUUAUACCGGAAAGUGCAAUUGACAAUAUCUGCAGAAGAACAAGAAGAAACCCUUAAGCGCUCAGUUCCGAAUUUGGAUCAAUAUGACUAUCGCGACAUCAUUGACGUGUCCCCAAAAGGAUUAGGAGACAAGUUCGAUGCACUUAUGCGAAUGUUUUAUGAUGAACACAUACAUGGUGAUGAUGAAGUGCGGUUUGUCCUGGAUGGAAAUGGCUAUUGGGAUGUUCGGGACGUGCAGACCGAUCAAUGGAUCCGUUUGGUUUUUGAAAAAGGUGACUUCAUUAACAUUCCGAAAGGCGCCUACCACCGGUUCAGUUUGGACAGCAACCAAUACAUGAAGUGCAUGCGAAUGUUUGCUGGCUCGCCGGUUUGGACUGCUUUUUAUCGUAAUAAAGAUGGCGAUACUCAUCCGGCGAGAAAACAGUAUGUGGAACAAGUUCUUCGGCGACAACAAACGACAGCAUAACUG
Paramacrobiotus metropolitanus is the source of this 874-nucleotide messenger RNA. Its product is annotated as acireductone dioxygenase-like. Bases 248 to 871 code for a protein of 207 amino acids. Gene Ontology annotation, molecular function: acireductone dioxygenase [iron(II)-requiring] activity. The transcript is spliced from 3 exons. NCBI's taxonomy places the organism in Eukaryota, Metazoa, Tardigrada, Eutardigrada, Parachela, Macrobiotidae. The record is from RefSeq and is a predicted model, not a curated record.